This is a messenger RNA of Maudiozyma barnettii, 1413 nucleotides long. It is a transcript of the gene ATG4, whose product is annotated as cysteine protease ATG4. Bases 1 to 1413 code for a protein of 470 amino acids. Gene Ontology annotation, molecular function: protein-phosphatidylethanolamide deconjugating activity. NCBI's taxonomy places the organism in Eukaryota, Fungi, Ascomycota, Saccharomycetes, Saccharomycetales, Saccharomycetaceae. The record is from RefSeq and is a predicted model, not a curated record. The transcript has a single exon.
AUGAAUCUAGUGAAUAAAUUUAUUCCAGAUACUGAGACAUCGCAGAUACAAGAAAAGGAUGAUUUACCAGAUAUAAUAUUACUUGGGAAAUCUUAUAAAGGAAAAGUUUCAUCUCUUGAGGAUGAUACCGAGAUAGUUGCUGCCCAACGAUUCUUUUCCUCUUUAUUUAUUAGACCUUCUCAAGAAAAUAUAACCUUCUUAAAUGAUCUCUCUUAUAAAUUACAUUUCACUUAUAGAACUAGAUUUCCCCCUAUCCAGAGAGCAGAUAAUGGACCAUCUCCACUGAAUUUCCAACGAUUUCUCCGAGAUAAUCCUUUGAAUUCGAUCGAAAAUGUAGUUUCGAACCCCGAUUGUUUCACAACUGAUAUAGGUUGGGGGUGUAUGAUAAGAACUGGCCAAAGUUUAGUGGGAAAUGCACUUCAAGAUGCUAACCUUGGAAGAAAUUAUAAUCACGGGAAAGAUACAAUCAGUGAUAGACAAUCAAAGAUACGUAAUAAAAUAAUAGGAUGGUUUGAGGACAAAACUGAGGCUCCAUUUUCCCUUCAUAAAUUUGUUCAAAAAGGCGUAGCAUAUAGUAAUAUGAAACCUGGUGAGUGGUUUGGCCCAGCUGCAACUUCUACUAGUAUUAAAAAUUUAAUUGAAGAGUUCCCAGAAUGCGGAAUCGAUGGUUGUGUUAUAUCCGUUUCUUCUGGUGAUAUAUUUGACGAUGAACUAUAUACAAUUUUCGAACAUAAGGAAAAUAGUAAGAUAUUAUUGCUACUAGGAGUGAAAUUGGGGAUAAACAAUAUCAAUAUGGGCUAUACAGAUGAUAUCUUUAAAUUGUUAAAUUCAAAAUAUUCGGUAGGAAUUGCAGGUGGUCGACCAUCAUCUUCAUUAUAUUUCUUUGGAUAUCAAGGAAACGAACUACUGUAUUUCGAUCCUCAUUAUCCGCAACCUUGCUUAGAAGAAUCGGUAUAUUCAACUUGCAAUUCCACAAACUAUGGAAGAUUAAAUAUUACAGAUAUUGAUCCUUCCAUGCUUAUUGGAAUAUUCUUAAAUGGCAAACAAGAUUGGGAAGAUUUUAGGUUACAAUGUGAUAAACUUCAAAUAAUUAAUGUUCAACAAAACCAUUACAGCGAUAUUGAGGGGAAAUUUGAUGAGUUUGAUAUUAGUAGUAUGGAAUCCCAUGAAUCAAACAAAGCCAACGAUUCACACAACAUUUCACGAAAUGAUUAUGUGGUUAUUGAACCUUUAGUCGAUGAACACAAUUGUAGCACAGUUCAGAGAGAUGAGCCGUUUGAAAAACUCAAUUACAAGACUCAGAAUAUAAUGGUUCUCCCGAAUAAAUAUAGCUCCAAAGAUACAUCAGACAUACCUUAUGACAUCGAACCAGUACUUGUUGAGAAUAAACCAACAAAUAUUCCUAAUAACUGA